Molecule: messenger RNA, 757 nt
Organism: Dimorphilus gyrociliatus
Lineage: Eukaryota; Metazoa; Annelida; Polychaeta; Dinophilidae
Source: the annotation of a GenBank genome assembly
AAUGGUUUCCAAGAAUUUCUCUAAUAGAGCGAACGAAUUAAAGAAAGAGAGAAGAAAAACUGAAUUGUUACUUAACGAAAUGCUUCCUAAACUGGUUGCUAAGGCUCUGAGGUCAGGUAAGCCUGUUAGUGCCGAAUUCUAUCACUCAGUAUCAAUCAUGUUUACGGAUAUCGCUAAUUUCCAAGAAAUCUCUAGUCUAUCUAAACCAAUGGAUCUAAUUACACUAUUGAAUAAUGUCUACAAUUUUAUCGAUGCCAAGAUCGAAUUGCACGACGUUUAUAAAGUAGAGACAGUUGGGAGCGUUUACAUGGUAGCCGCAGGUGUUCCGAUAAGAUCGGAUGGUCAUGCAAAGGAAGUUGCCAACCUAGCUUUGGACGUAAAAGAUGCUACAGAAGAUUUCGUCAUCCCUCACCUACCAGAAAGAAACCUGCUACUAAGAAUUGGGGCUCACUGCGGUUCAGUAGUUGGUGGUGUAGUUGGUAACAAAUGUCCCAGAUAUUGUUUGUUCGGAGAUACGGUUAACACAGCCAGCAGGAUGCAAUCAUCAGGAUCCGCUGCCAAAAUUCACGUAUCGGGUGCAUUUCAAGAAGCCCUAGCAAGCGCUGGCUGGUAUGUACUUAAGUACAGAGGAGAAAUUCAAGUAAAGGGCAAAGGAAUAAUGCAAACAUAUUGGUUAGAAUCUACUUCGAAAACGUCUAAACGGAAAAAUGUUAGAAUGAAAGUCGAGCAAAAGACUCUUUUAGACGACGCUUGGUAA